AUGCUUGACGCCAAAGUCCUAGAAGUCCCCGCUGUGAUAUUUGACAAUGGUUCUGGACUGUGCAAGGCAGGCAUUGCUGGGGAUAAUGUCCCCCGGUCAGUCAUCACCGCCAUCGUUGGCCGCUCCAAAGCCAAAGCCACCAUGUUGGGAGCUGGACAGAAGGAGUAUUAUGUAGGAGAAGAGGCACAGUCCAAGCGAGGGGUGCUGUCCUUGAACUAUCCCAUCAAUCAUGGCAUAGUGACUUCCUGGGAUGACAUGGAACAUAUCUGGAGGCAUGUCUAUGAGUGCGAGCUAAGAGUCCAGGCCAACGAGCACCCGGUCCUGCUGACAGAGGCUCCACUCAACCCUCUGCAGAACCGAGAAAAAAUGACAGAGAUUAUGUUUGAAAGCUUCAAGGUGCCCGCUAUGUACGUGGGGGUCCAAGCGACGCUGGCCCUCUAUGCCUCAGCUCGGACCACAGGGAUAGUCAUGGACAGUGGAGAUGGGGUCACCCACACCGUACCCAUCUACGAGGGCUACUGCUUGCCCCACGCAGUUUCCCGACUCGAUGUUGCGGGCCGGGACAUCACCGAGUACCUCAUGAGACUUCUGUUGGAAAGUGGACAUUCCUUUGUGAGCACUGCCGAGAGAGAGAUAGUGAAAGACAUUAAGGAGAGACUGUGCUACGUGACCUUCGACCCCAUCCAAGCCAUGAAAAUUAAGUCAGAAGAAAUCCUCAAAGAGUAUAAGUUGCCGGAUGGGAACAUUAUCAAGAUUGGCAACCAGCUCUUCAGAGCCCCUGAGACCCUGUUUAUGCCAGCGAACAUAGGUGUUGAAGCUCCCGGGGUCCACAAGAUGCUCUUUAACAGUAUUCGAAAAUGUGAGAUUGAUGUUCGGAAAAAUCUUUACAGUAACAUCUUGCUUUCUGGAGGUUCCACACUCUUCCAAGGUCUGGAUGAGCGGAUUCUGAAAGAGAUCCAGCUCCAGGCUCCUGAGGGAAUCUCGGUCAGGAUCAUCGCCCCACCAGAACGAAAGUAUUGUGUGUGGAUCGGGGCUUCCAUCCUCACGUCACUCACAUCUUUCAAACACAUGUGGAUCACUUCUACGGACUACAAGGAGUUUGGCCCCACCAUGGUUCACCGGAAAUGUUUCUAA
This is a messenger RNA of Vombatus ursinus (common wombat), 1134 nucleotides long. Its product is annotated as actin-85C-like. The transcript has a single exon. Bases 1 to 1134 code for a protein of 377 amino acids. The record is from RefSeq and is a predicted model, not a curated record. Lineage: Eukaryota; Metazoa; Chordata; Mammalia; Diprotodontia; Vombatidae.